AAGUAACGCACCGGUUCGUUCUCCCUGACCUCACUUAGCUAUCCUUGCUGUUACAAUGUAUAAGCAUGGAAGGCUUACAGCGCUUUAUCACAAAACGACUUAGAACAAAGUCUUUAUUUUUAGACUCUCAUCCCUCUUCUAUAAAAACCCCUCUCUCUUUUCCAACAAAACCCUCGUUUUCACACCCAAAACCCCCAAAUUUUCCCGAGAAACGCAUUGAUUUCUCGGAGAAAAUCCUCAUCUUAUUCCAACCCAUUAUACCUCGGCGCAUCAUUUCUCAAACCUAAAACGAGAAUAUCAUAUUCCUGGAUUAUUGAGAUUUAUGGUUUUUGCUCUUCUUGGUCUUGUUAUUUGCAUAAAUUUGUGUUGCUUCUGCGAAAAUAAAAUGUCUUUGUUGACGAAAAGCGAUUCAAUUCACAUUAGGGAAGUUUGGAACGAUAAUCUUGAGAAGGAGUUCGAAUUGAUUCGUAAGAUUGUAGACGAUUACCCUUAUAUAGCUAUGGAUACAGAGUUUCCAGGUAUCGUUUUGCGGCCCAUAGGCACUUUCAAGAACAGUUUUGAUUAUAAUUAUCAAACCCUUAAGGCCAAUGUGGACCUUUUGAAGUUAAUUCAGUUGGGUCUCACAUUUACUGAUGAGAACGGGAACCUUCCGACCUGUGAAACUGACAAGCACUGUGUAUGGCAAUUCAAUUUCCGCGACUUCAACCCCAAUGAGGAUGUGUAUGCCAAUGACUCCAUAGAGUUAUUGUCACAGAGCGGUAUGGAUUUCAAGAAGAACAAUGAGAAGGGUGUUGAUGCUGUUAGGUUCAGCCAGCUACUGAUGACAUCCGGUGUUGUGCUGAAUGAAAACGUGGUUUGGGUGACAUUCCACAGUGGCUAUGAUUUCGGGUACUUGCUCAAGCUUCUGAAAGGCGAAACCCUUCCGGACACACAGAUGGGGUUCUUUGAUAUGAUCAAGGUGUAUUUUCCUACAAUUUAUGAUAUCAAGCAUCUCAUGAGGUUCUGCAACAGCCUUCAUGGUGGGUUGAACAAGUUGGCGGAGCUGCUAGAUGUGGAGAGAAUUGGUAUUUGCCACCAAGCUGGUUCUGAUAGUUUGCUGACUAGUUGUGCGUUCAUGAAACUGAAAGAGACUUUCUUUAGUGGGAAUCCUGACAAAUAUGCUGGUGUUUUAUAUGGUCUUGGUGUUGAGAAUGGAUAUAAUUCUCAUUGAAAAAAGAAAAGACUGGAAAUAUUAAUAAAUAAAAAAAGGAUUUGGUAGACUACAUGCUUGUGCCUGUUGCGAUUUCAUCAUAUUCUGUUAUAUAUUCUCCUUCUACUAUUUCUUCGUCUAGAUGUUGAAUAGCAGCCAUUGCUAGAAUGAGCUAUGAUUGAAGUUCAUGGUCUUUCUUAGGGUUUGCACAUUCUGCUGCUGCAGCAGCAUAGAGUUAAUUGAAAACUGACAGUUUUCCUCGAUGUUUAUCUUCCAAUUUCACUCGUUUUUUGUUUUUGGGAGAUUACUGGACCCAAAAAGGAAAGUGAAUUAUAAUGUUAGUGCUCAUGAGAUGAGACCUUGUUCUUUCCUAAA
Prunus mume (Japanese apricot) is the source of this 1564-nucleotide messenger RNA. NCBI's taxonomy places the organism in Eukaryota, Viridiplantae, Streptophyta, Magnoliopsida, Rosales, Rosaceae. The record is from RefSeq and is a predicted model, not a curated record.